Messenger RNA from Staurois parvus, 279 nucleotides. Lineage: Eukaryota; Metazoa; Chordata; Amphibia; Anura; Ranidae. The record is from the annotation of a GenBank genome assembly.
AUGCACUCUCCCAAGAAAAAAAAAAACCUUUCUAGCAAGUUACACCAAAUUGAGCAUGUGCAUGCCUAAGGUUCAGUCUGGAGAUAAGAGGUGGUCGCUUGAAAAAGGGGGGAACAGAGAAGAAAGGAUCAGCCUUUUUACACAAUGCAGAGGAUUAACCCUUAGGUUCCACAGUGUGUAUAACAAGCAUGCUUUACUGCACAGGGGCGGACUGACCAUUCGAGCACUGCCUGAGGGCCCGGGUCAGUAGGGGGCCCCAUGAAAUGCCCCUGGUACCUU